Molecule: messenger RNA, 267 nt
Organism: Staurois parvus
Lineage: Eukaryota; Metazoa; Chordata; Amphibia; Anura; Ranidae
Source: the annotation of a GenBank genome assembly
CAGGGGCGGACUGACCAUUUGCAAACUCGGGCACUGCCCGAGGGCCCGGGGUCAGUAGGAGGCCCCAUGAGAUGCCCCUGGUACCUUUUUCAUAGGCUUUUUUGAGAUUGGGCAAGGACACAGGGGCCCCAUGAUCCCCUAUUGCCCGGGGGCCCCAUGAGUUGUCAGUCCGCCCCUGCUUGCUUUUUUGGGAGAUCAGCGGAGAACAUGUUCAGCCCUUCAUUGGAGAUCUGUGUUCUCUCUCCAGAUUCUCCAGCCCAGAGCUGG